This is a messenger RNA of Venustampulla echinocandica, 1731 nucleotides long. Its product is annotated as putative Dicarboxylic amino acid permease. Gene Ontology annotation, cellular component: membrane. NCBI's taxonomy places the organism in Eukaryota, Fungi, Ascomycota, Leotiomycetes, Helotiales, Pleuroascaceae. The record is from RefSeq and is a predicted model, not a curated record. Bases 1 to 1731 code for a protein of 576 amino acids. The transcript has 5 exons. Gene Ontology annotation, biological process: amino acid transmembrane transport. Gene Ontology annotation, molecular function: amino acid transmembrane transporter activity.
AUGGAGACCACAAACACAAACCAAUACAAGGGCUCUUCAGACUCGCCCGAACCCAAGAACUAUGUGUCCGAUGUCCACGUCGGCGAUGCGGAAAACUAUGGGGUGGAGGAGGACGACCAUCACCAUCUCCGCCGAGGGCUCCAGUCGAGGCAGAUUACGAUGAUCGCUAUCGGAGGAGCGAUUGGUACUGGUCUCAUUAUCGGCACUGGAAAGUCUCUCGCCCAGGCCGGGCCCGCGCCCUUGUUUAUCGGAUAUACCCUCGUUGGCUUUCUCUGCUUCUUGGUGAUGGCUGCAUUGGGCGAGAUGGCUUGCUGGCUACCUCUCCCCUCUGGCUUCACCGGUUAUGCAACUAGAUUCGUGGAUCCGGCCCUGGGAUUCUGUCUCGGCUGGAAUUACUGGUUCAAGUACAUUAUUGUUACGCCAAACAAUCUCACAGCUGCCUCUCUUGUCAUUCAAUACUGGGUCCCUCGGGAGAAGGUCAAUCCUGGGGUCUUUAUCGCAGUCUUUUUGGUUGCUGUCGUGGCCAUCAACUACUUCGGUGUCAAAUUCUUCGGAGAAUUCGAAUUCUACCUCUCCAGUAUCAAGGUCAUGGUCAUUAUCGGCUUGAUCCUUCUGAGUUUGAUUCUUGCCUGUGGCGGAGGACCGAAUCACCAUGCUACUGGUUUCGAGUAUUGGAAGAAUCCUGGCGCGUUCCAUGAGUAUAUUCUUACUGGAAGCGCAGGACGGUUCCUCGCAGUCUGGUCGACCUUCACCACCGCCGUCUUCGCCUAUCUGGGGACGGAGUUGGUUGGUGUGACCGUUGGUGAAGCUGCCAACCCAAGAAAGGUUAUCCCAAGGGCCAUCAAGCUUACUUUCUACCGUAUCCUCCUCUUUUACGUGGUCUUGGUCUUCCUUCUCGGCAUGCUUGUUCCAUACAACUCGACGGAACUGAUCGACAGUAACAGCAACAAAAAUUCCAACACAGCUUCCGCCUCACCAUUCGUCGUGGCCAUCAAGCUCAGCGGCAUCCAGACCUUGCCCGGGAUUUUCAACGCCUGCGUCCUGCUCUUCGUCUUCUCAGCUGCAAACUCGGAUUUAUACAUCGCAUCAAGAACCCUUUUCGGACUCGCUCAUGAGAAGAAAGCGCCCAAGAUCUUUGCGUAUACUGACAAGAAGGGCGUUCCUAUCUUCGCCCUCGGCCUCUCCGUCGCAUUCUGUCUUCUGGCAUUCCUUGGCGUCAACACAUCGUCCUACACGGUAUUUGGCUACUUCGUCAACCUCGUCACGAUGUUCGGUCUGCUCACCUGGAUCUCGCUCCUCAUCUCGCACAUCUGCUUCGUUCGGGCGCGUCGCGCGCAGAACAUCCCUGACUCUGCCUUGGCAUAUGUAGCGCCCCUUGGCAUGUGGGGAUCCGCUGGCGCACUAGUGUUCAGCAUCCUUAUUGCCUUCUUCAAAGGGUUCGCGCUGUUCUGCUACAAGAUAACGGCCAAGAAGGGAACCACUCCGGUGUUUGAUUGGCGCACGUUCCUGACCACUUAUCUCGGUAUCCCUCUGUACUUCGCCAUGUUUAUCGGAUAUAAGUUCUACAUGAAGUCAGAGAUGGUUAGACCUGAGACAGCAGAUCUGUACAGUGGAAAGGCCAGAAUUGAUGCGGAGGAGGCUGAGUUCAUCGCCCAGCAGGCUGCUCGGAAGGGCGGUCCUGAGACCAAGGCUGCGAGGAUCUACCGCCUUACUUUGGGAUGGCUGUUCUGA